CAGCAGCUCCACUCGUCUCACCUCAGACAUGUCGGCAUUUUCGUCUACAGCCACGGCAGCGGACAGCAUGGUGGUCGUCACACAUGUUCACCGAACUAUCCAGCCUGUUUUACCUCGACAUUCUCCAGCUCCGGGUCAACGUCUCAACCCCGGAAACAACUACUCCUUGAGCGGAGGACAAUUGCAGGUGGUUGGGCUGGUGCAGAACAUUAUCGGAAUAAUAAUCGUCGUGUUUGGAAGCAUCAUGGCGGCAAAUAAUGAAGACAAACUGUCAGUUGACAGUGGUGUGUUCGCCUGGGGACCAUUGUUGUUCAUCAUUGCUGGAUCUGUGACGGUGUCUGCUGGGAUGUCAAUGAGCCAAUCUCGGAUGAAAUCUGCUGUGCGCUACAAUGUUGUUACCGCUGUGGCUUCAGUUCCCGCCGGCAUCAUCUUCUUUCUGGAUACUACCGAAAUUUGGAAGACAAAUGACAAUGACCAUCCUCCCUGGUUCCCUGACCAUGAUGAGGGUCGAUUUAGGUGGUUUACAGGUGUUUCAGCUCUUUUAUGCUUCUUUGAGUUUUGCUUGUCCAUGUGUGUUGCUGGGAACAGCUGCAGACGUCAACAUCAUUCCACAGCUCAGCCGUUAACCAUCACCAACCAUUUUACUGGGACUACUUCAGUGACUGCAGAAACACCACCUAUUCCGAUGGAGCCGCCCCCUCCCUAUGAGAAGCCUCCAGAAUACAGCAGCAUCAUAAACUGAGGGCCGCACCCUUCUGAGUGACUGGAAACAUCAUGAAGGGUGACAACAACCCCCAUCUCCAGCACCACCACCCUUGCCUUCACCACCUCCAGCAGCACCAGCACCAGCUCCACCACAACUGUUAAACUAUAUUACCACAGGUUCUUAGACUUUAAUUUCUAAUACUACAGCAGUUACUGACGACAGUGCACUCAGGGUGUGACCCUAUGUUUCAUCAGGUUUUGGGUUGAAUUCUUCCAUAAAUGUAAUGCUGAUGUUUGGCCAGCAGAUGUCACCUUUGUACAGUUUUAAACACUUCAGCAGCUUCACAGAGGGUUCAGAAAGCUUCACUACUUCACACUGAUGUGAUCCACUUCUAUAGCUCACGUCAUGACAUCAUUCACUCAGAAACAACUGGACACAUUCAGAUACUAACAGAGAGAAAACUGUUUAUGUUCAGAGGGAGGUUUGAACCUUGUUUACUGAAAAGUCUCUUGAAUUGUUUGACAGUUGACAAUGCGCUCAGAUCAGCUCAUUGUCAACUGUCAAACAAUUCAAGUGUAAGAUUUUUUAUUUCUGAGACACUUUCCUGGACAAAACCUUGUAAUGACUUAAAUGUUUGACAAAGUCUGAUCGAGAUGUCUCGAUGGUGCGAUGACUCAUAACUGAAUAUGCAGUAAGUUUUUCUUCUCUCGCUUUGAUUCAACUGUGAAAUAAAAUCAUGUGUUUCAAUUUCAAACUCUGCUGCACUGAAUCUGCUCAUCACGCCGACAGAAACAUCCUUUCAUUUUAUAGUUACAGUUUACUAAUAAAACUCUCUCUACAGUAUGAACAG
This is a messenger RNA of Epinephelus fuscoguttatus (brown-marbled grouper), 1556 nucleotides long. Its product is annotated as membrane-spanning 4-domains subfamily A member 4D-like. Gene Ontology annotation, cellular component: membrane. Bases 29 to 742 code for a protein of 237 amino acids. Lineage: Eukaryota; Metazoa; Chordata; Actinopteri; Perciformes; Serranidae. The record is from RefSeq and is a predicted model, not a curated record. The transcript has 7 exons.